AUGGCAUCAAACUGCGGCCUUUUCGCCGGGCCGGGCGCUGGAGGCCUCGCAGCCCGCACCGGGUGCCCGGAGAUCCUCCGUGCGGCCCCCAACACCCAAAACCCACCCGGCUCCAGCCACCAGGCCCGGGGCCGCAGCACCAGCCCCCCUCCCCCCUCUUCCGCCCCCGGCCGCCCCCCGAGCCCCGCGGAGCGCCCAACCUCCGCGCCGGAGGAAGGCCGAGUCAGCACCCAGAGACCGGAAGUCAAAGGGGAAAAAGCGGAAGUCAGCAGGGGAACAGCGGAAGUCGGCUGGGGAAAAAGCGGAAGUCAGCAGGAGAAAAAACGGAGACGGCGUGGAGAGAACGGAAGCAGUGGGGAACUUGGGGACUUUGCCGUUUCCUUCCUCUUUUUCCUCAAAUCACAUGUAAGCUGUCACUGCUGUCACCUCAGUGCGAGUGCAUGGGGACGGCGAGGAGCACAGCGCUGCUGCUGUGGGCUCAGCUUCUCAGCCUCGUUGUUCGUGGGGCAGAGUGUGAAGCUGACCUGCGGGGAGCCCAGCGUGAGCAGCUCCAGCACCUGGUACGUGAAUGGGCAGCGGUGGAAGGAAACGUCAUCAAACCACCACCAAGUGGAGCUGAGUGGCAAAGGGAAAUACAGCUUCCAGUGCCGGACCCGAGGCUCUGAGCUCAGCCCUGCUGUUGACCUGACAGCCUCUAAUGACUGGCUGGUGCUGCAGGUGCCAACACAGGCAGUGAUGGAGGGGGACUCGCUGUCCCUGCGCUGCAGCGCCUGGAAAGACAAAAAGCUCAGCCAGGUGAAGUUCUUCCAUGACAGGAAGCUGCUGCAGGACAGACGUGGGGACGAACUGCUGCUGUCCCCAGCAGAGCAGCAGCACAGCGGCAGCUAUCACUGCUCAGCCUACGUGUAUUCCUUCAUCACAAGACGGGUAUCUGCCCAAACUGACCUCGUGGUGCAAGAGCUCUUCUCAGUGCCGGAGCUGAGCCUGCAGGGUCCCCAGGAGCCCCCCGAGGGCAGCGCCCUGACUCUGCUCUGCUCCACCCACGCCAACGCGCUGCGGCCCCACGUCUCCCUGCAGCACCUCUUCUACCAGGAUGGGCAGCUGGUGGGGGGGCCGCAAUCGGCCCCCCAGCACCAGAUGCCGGCGCUGCUGCCAUCCCACUCGGGGUCCUACAGCUGCCAGGUGCAGACAGAGACGGGCAGCGUGCGGAAACACAGCGCCCCCAUCACCAUCACUGUGAGAAGGAUUCCCGUGGCCGGGGUUUCCCUGCGCUCCGAUCCCCCCGAUGCUCAGGUUCUGUUGGGUGACCGCGUGCUGCUGAGCUGUGCGGUGUCCGUGGGCUCCGGGCCGCUCUCCUUCUCCUGGCACCGGCAGAACCGCACGGGAGCGCUGGGCUCGGGGCCGCUCUACGAGCUGCGGAUGGCGCAGCUGGAGGACGACGACCGCUACCACUGCACGGCCAGCAACGGCAUCAGCACGGCCAGCAGCCCGCAGCUGCGCCUCGCCGUCACACUGCCGGUGUCCAACGCCAGCAUCGCGGUGCUGGGGACGGAGGUGGGAGCAGAGCUGGAGCGGAUGGCGGGCGAGGAGCUGAACCUGAGCUGCAGGGUGGGGGCGGGGACGGGGCCGGUGGGCUUCGUGUGGCUGCGGGACGGGCAGGAGCUGAGCAGGGGCCCCACGUGGCACCUUGGGGUGCUGGGGCCGCAACACGCGGGCACCUAUCAGUGCGUGGCCGCCAACAGCCUGGGGACCCGGCGCGUCUUCAGGGCCCGCAGCCCCGAGGUUCUCCUGGUGGUGACGCGGCAGGGAUGGGGACGGCGGCGGGCGCAAGUCCUGGCUGCAGGGCUCCCCGCGUCCCUCCUGGUGCUGCUGGCCGUCGCUGCUGCGCUCGGACGGCACUUCUGGCGGCGGCGGCGCGGCG
Messenger RNA from Lagopus leucura (white-tailed ptarmigan), 1921 nucleotides. RefSeq names its product Fc receptor-like protein 3. Gene Ontology annotation, molecular function: transmembrane signaling receptor activity. Lineage: Eukaryota; Metazoa; Chordata; Aves; Galliformes; Phasianidae. The annotation marks the transcript as partial. The record is from RefSeq and is a predicted model, not a curated record. Gene Ontology annotation, biological process: cell surface receptor signaling pathway. The transcript has 9 exons.